This is a messenger RNA of Leptonychotes weddellii (Weddell seal), 4271 nucleotides long. NCBI's taxonomy places the organism in Eukaryota, Metazoa, Chordata, Mammalia, Carnivora, Phocidae. The record is from RefSeq and is a predicted model, not a curated record.
AAGCAGUGAUUUGGUUAAGUAGAUCUUUGUGAUUUGGAAAGGAGUGCAGCUAGAAGUUGCUUCUGAUGUGGAGGCAGUUGUAUCCCUGCUUUGUGGAAGUUUGGAAGGGUUUAAGACGGGUAGAAUGGCCUUUCGGCCUAACCUUGCUUUUGGGAAAGCCUGUUUAAGGAGGUUGCCUAGCAAGGUGUAUCACAGACCUGCCUGUUGAUAUGUGGUAUUGUGAUUCUGAGUCUUUGCAAACUGGGGACACAUGUACUUGAUAGGAAUGGUUCAAGACCAAACUGACUUGAUGUAAACAUGGAGAUGAUGAGGUGCAGUGGGCAGAGUUGCCAAAAGAAAAGAGAACUUGGAAAAUAAGAAAUUAGUUGAAAACUGAAGUGGAGCGGGGUAAUAUUUAAAAUAGAACAGACCUAAAUUAUUGCGGUGAUAACUAGCAUUGUUUAGCAAUCUAUAAUCUUUGCCAAAUCUUUGCCUCAUUUAAUCCUCACAACUCUCUAAGGUAUCAUCCCUUUGUUACCACUCAGAGCCUAACACAGAGCUGGAGACACAGUAGGUACUUAAGAGUCUUUAGAGGAUUGUCCUCUGGAUGAAGAUGAAGAUGCAUUUCAGGGCUUGGGAGAAGAAGAUGAAGAGAUUGAUCAAUUCAAUGAUGAUACAUUUGGGUCAGGUGCCGUUGAUGAUGAUUGGCAGGAAGCACAUGAGCGCCUGGCUGAAUUGGAAGAGAAGCUGCCAGCAGUUAAUGAACAAACAGGCAAUGGAGAAAGGGAUGAGAUGGACUUGUUGGGUGACCAUGAGGAGAAUCUGGCAGAAAGGCUCAGUAAGAUGGUGAUUGAAAAUGAGCUAGAAGAUCCAGCUAUCAUGAGGGCAGUGCAGACCAGGCCAGUUCUGCAACCCCAACCAGGAAGUCUCAAUUCCAGCAUCUGGGAUGGAUCUGAAGUUCUGAGACGAAUCCGAGGGCCACUGAUUGCUCAGGAAAUGCCUACGGUGUCUGUAUUAGAAUAUGCCCUGCCUCAGAGGCCCCCACAGGGUCCAGAAGAUGAUCGAGACCUUUCUGAGCGUGCAUUACCACGGCGGUCAACUUCACCUAUCAUUGGGAGUCCUCCUGUUAGAGCUGUCCCCAUAGGCACCCCACCUAAGCAGAUGGCUGUACCCAGCUUCAACCAACAGAUCCUGUGUCCGAAGCCUGUCCAUGUCCGACCCCCGAUGCCACCGCGUUAUCCUGCUCCCUAUGGUGAGAGAGUGUCUCCAAACCAGCUCUGCAGUGUCCCGAAUUCUUCCCUACUCGGUCACCCUUUUCCUCCUAGUGUUCCUCCUGUUCUCAGCCCUCUCCAGAGAGCACAGCUUCUUGGAGGAGCACAGCUACCGCCUGGACGGAUGUCUCCCAGCCAGUUUGCACGGGUCCCUGGAUUUGUUGGUAGUCCGCUUGCUGCCAUGAAUCCCAAGUUGCUGCAAGGGCGAGUAGGGCAGGUGCUUCCCCCAGCACCCGGCUUCCGUGCCUUCUUUAGUGCUGCGCCCCCUGCCGCUCCGCCGCCUCCGCCCCAGCACUCCCCUGGCCCAGGGCCGCACCUGCAAAACCUAAGAUCUCAGGCCCCAAUGUUUAGACCAGACACAACUCACCUCCAUCCACAGCACCGUCGGCUCUUGCAUCAGAGACAGCAGCAGAACAGAAAUCAGCAUCGCAGUCUCAAUGGCGCCGGAGACAGAGGGAGUCACCGGAGCAGUCAGGACCAUCUCCGCAAGGACCCCUAUGCCAACCUCAUGCUGCAGCGAGAGAAGGAUUGGGUCUCUAAAAUCCAGAUGAUGCAGCUGCAGAGCACUGAUCCCUACCUGGACGAUUUCUAUUACCAGAAUUACUUUGAAAAACUGGAGAAACUGUCAGCUGCUGAAGAAGUACAAGGCGAAGGCCCGAAAAAGGAGCGCACCAAGCUCAUUACCCCUCAGGUGGCCAAACUGGAGCACGCCUAUAAGCCAGUGCAGUUCGAGGGCUCUUUGGGAAAGCUUACUGUCUCUAGUGUGAAUAACCCCCGAAAAAUGAUCGAUGCCGUGGUGACAUCGCGGAGUGAGGAUGAUGAGACAAAAGAAAAGCAGGUUCGGGACAAGAGACGAAAAACCCUUGUCAUCAUUGAAAAAACGUAUAGUUUACUCCUGGAUGUGGAGGAUUAUGAAAGGCGGUAUCUCCUAAGUCUAGAAGAAGAGCGACCUGCCCUGGCGGAUGAAAGAAAGCACAAAAUUUGUAGCAUGUAUGACAACUUAAGGGGGAAAUUGCCUGGACAAGAGAGGCCAAGUGAUGACCACUUUGUACAGAUCAUGUGUAUCCGAAAAGGGAAGAGAAUGGUUGCCCGUAUUCUUCCUUUCCUCUCCACAGAGCAAGCAGCUGACAUUCUCAUGACAACAGCCAGGAAUCUCCCUUUUCUUAUCAAGAAGGAUGCACAAGAUGAGGUGAUCCCCCAUGUGGGACUUCUUUCCUUUGGGUCUUCAUAGUUGAUAAGGUUUCUAGAAUCCAAAUUUCUUAUCUUCCCCUCUUCCUAUUUCUGUUGUUUUGUCUAACCUUCAGUAGUAGGAUUUGAUUAUUUAAAGCAAAAGUCUACUCCAGGACUAUACUUUUAAUCCCAUUUUUGGUCCAACAGACCAAGUUCCUAAACUGAGGAAUGCAAUAAUCGCAUCGUAUUUGACAUAGUCAUGAAGCUGUGUUGUGUAUCAGAAUUUCUUGGGCAGCAGAUAAUUCAGCCCUACUCCAAACAUGUUGAAUCAGAAUUUACAGAGGAAAGGCCAGGGCUUCUGUAUCUCUAACAGAAUCCAGCUGAAUCUGACGCUCACGAAAAUUUACAAACAUAUGGUCUUGGUUACUUUGCUGGAUAUAAAGUAUCACGCACUGGGCUGUUGUCAGGAGCUUAACAUUCAGCUGCAGACUCCGUUGAUUGGUGUCACAGAGGAAUCAAGCCAGUGCCCGCUGUGCUCGUAAAUAACGUUUAUCAUGAUGUAAACUAGGCUGGACUUAGCAACCUGAUUUUCAAGUUUAUAAGUAAACUUUUGGUAAGACCUGCUCUCUACUUAUCCUAACACUUGAAAAAUUAGCACUAUUUAGAAUCAUUUUAGAAGUUCAGAGCAAGAAAUUGUUAAGGGUAGGGCAGUUAUUACUAAGUAUGAGGUUCAGAAUGUUAGAACUUAUGAGAGUAAGCCUCUCACAUUAGAUGAUGCUUGAUCAAUAACCAGCUGGUGAUGAUCCACAGAAAACAUGAUGCCAGGAUACCUUGUUAAGUGGUAUGGCAUGAAAGAGUUGAAAAUUAACUCCUUCUGAAAUCAUAAUGAGUUGAAAAAGUCCUUAAAAUUGUAGCACGUGCAGAAGAAAUUAAUGCAAAGUUGAGGCGUUAUCAUCAGGAAAAGUGAAGUGGGAUGAGACAAAUACAUUUUUUAAAGAUUUUAAGAAGGAAAAAUGGGUUGGAGGAAAGUUUAAGGAGUUGAGGUUUAUCCUAGAAAACGGAAGCCAGACAAAAAGCAGCAACUCCCUUACAGCAUAUAGAUUAUUGUAGGCCAUGGGGUGGACACUCACAGUCCUAGAGGAACUCAUCAGUGGAAACAAGUUUGGGAGAGCUUUAUUCAUUCAGUAAAUAUUUAUUUAUUCAGUAAAUAUUUAUUAAAUAUUUAUUACACGUCUACGUACCAGGCACUAUUUUAGGUCUUAGAAAUACAUCGCACAGAGCUAGGAACUAGGAAUUCAGAGAUGCUUGCCUUAGUGGAGGUGUCUGCUAGUGAGGAAAAUUUGGUUAAUUAUAGGGGCAGAGUUUAUACCUCCUUGUGUUAAAGAGUAAUAGACCACAUCUCUGAAUACCAUUUCUUGAAGCAAUAACUAGUUGCAGGUCUGAGGCAUAAAAUAUACAAGGUAAUCGUGGACUAUCUUGUGCCAGAAAGUAAGGAAGCUAAAAGAUUACUAGGGUGUCCCACGUGAAAGAUGCACAGACAAAGCUGAAGGGGCUCCUGUUGGCCAAAAAUGGGAUAAUUUGCAUCAGAAAGAAAAAUUACAGAAGUGGAUUGAAAUAUAUCAAAUAUUUUUAAUUUAAUGAGUUCACAGUGAUACCAAAAAAUAUAUUAAUCACCUUCCGAGAUUGCUAGGCCAUCAACUCAUAAUUACUCUGAAAAUGGGUAAAUAAGGAAAAGACUCAAAACAUUUUUCCUGCCUUUUUAUUACAACCAAAUAUCAUGGUAACCAGAAAGUUGAUAAUAGAAAGUUCUUCCUAGAAGAAUUUCAGCUAAGGGGCGCCUGGGUGGCUCAG